GCAUUGUGUGCCUCUCCAUUCUUCCUCCAGACUCUGGGUCCUUGGUUUCCAAAUGAGAUGGAAAAGUUGCUCUCAUCAGAAAAGAGGACUGGACCACUGGGCAACAGACCAGUUCUUUUUUUCUUUAGCCCAGUUUUUCUUCUGUCCUGUGUGGUGCAAGACUAUGCAUGGGGCAAGCUGGGCAGUGGCAGCGAGGUAGCUCAGCUAUGGGCUAGUGGGGACUCUGGCCGGAAGAUCGAGCCUAAUAAACCAUAUGCAGAGUUGUGGAUGGGAACUCACCCCAAAGGUGAUGCUCUGAUCACAGAGAACCGUGUUGACCAGAAGACUUUGGGACAAUGGAUUGCAGCACAUCCAGAUUGUCUGGGGGCUAAGGUCAGAGAAGCGUUCCAGGACCAGCUGCCUUUUCUGUUUAAAGUUCUAUCUGUGAGGCUCGCACUGUCCAUCCAAGCUCACCCAGACAAGGCACUGGCCAAGAAGCUGCAUGCUCAGUUUCCUCAGCAUUAUCCUGAUGACAACCACAAGCCAGAGAUGGCCAUUGCUCUCACCCCUUUUCGAGGGCUUUGUGGAUUCAGACCUAUAUCUGAGAUUGUAGGAUUCUUGAAGGCCAUUCCAGAAUUCCGUGCACUUAUUGGUCAGGAGGCGGCACAACUGCUGGAGUCCAGUGCAGAAGAUCCCAGUAAGGAGGCAGAGCAGCGGAAGGUGCUGCAGCAGUGCUUCACCUGCAUGAUGCAGAGCGGCAAGAAAGAGUUGGCAGAACAACUGAAUUUACUGGUGCAGCGUGUAACGCAGCAAGUUGAAAGGGCAGAAGAUGUGUCGUACUGUAUUGGAGAUCUGCUUCUUACACUGCACUCACAGUUCCCUGGAGAUAUAGGUUGCUUUGCUAUCUAUUUCCUCAAUGUGGUGACUCUUCAGCCUGGAGAGGCCAUGUAUCUAGGAGCCAAUGAACCCCAUGCAUAUCUGGAGGGAGACUGCGUGGAAUGCAUGGCUUGUUCUGAUAACACCGUCCGAGCUGGACUCACUCCUAAAUUUAUCGAUGUGGAUACACUGUGUGCAAUGCUGAGCUACAUACCAGCACCAGCCGCUGACAAGCUGUUCACCCCAACACCAGUUAGUGGAGACCCCUACGCCCUCCUCUACAACCCUCCCGUACCGGAUUUCUCAGUCAUCAAAAUUGAGGUUCCAUCUUCCACAUCCCAGUACCAGGUCACACCAUUAGAUUCUGCAAGCAUUCUACUUCUGAUCCGGGGCCAGGCCUCAAGCCAAGGAAUCCAUGGGAAAAUAAGUCUUCAUCCAGGCUCGGUUCUCUUCAUGUCUGCUAAUGAAAGUAUAACCCUGACUGUGGACCCAUCCCAGAAUCUUCUUUUAUUCAGGGCUUGUUGUAUGUUGUAAUGAUAAGAUCUAAGGGCCAGUUCACACAUCGCAUAUUUGUCCUGGAAUUUCAGUUGCGAAAUCCUGCAACAAAGUACCGUACUGAAUGGGGUUUUAACAAGCCCCAUUCACUCACAGUGUAAAAAAUCCACCGCGGAUCCAAGGCAUGCUGAAGGUUUUUAAAACCGCAACUUGCCCUACCUGUUGUGGCGAUGCUGCAAAGUUUCACUGUGGAUUUUAUACAUUGCCGUGUAAUCCACGGCUCCAUCUUCAUCAAAAUCCACAUGCGACAUAAGCUGAUUUUAUUGUGGAUUUUCAUACGGAUUUGGAUCCACAAAAAUGAUGCGUUGUGUGAACUCACCCUAUUGCUGUUACACAAUCCCGCUCCUGCACAGAGAAGUUUUACAUAUUCAAGGAUCAGGGAUAUUUCUGGAAUCUACACUGAACGCUAGGUCUUACUUUUGUGGUGCGAGUGCAAAAUAAAAAUCAUUCUUUGC
Molecule: messenger RNA, 1865 nt
Organism: Bufo bufo (common toad)
Lineage: Eukaryota; Metazoa; Chordata; Amphibia; Anura; Bufonidae
Gene: MPI
Product: mannose phosphate isomerase
Exons: 8
Coding region: 58-1389 (443 amino acids)
Biological process (GO): GDP-mannose biosynthetic process; carbohydrate metabolic process
Cellular component (GO): cytosol
Molecular function (GO): zinc ion binding; mannose-6-phosphate isomerase activity
Source: RefSeq, a predicted model, not a curated record